Lampris incognitus (smalleye Pacific opah) is the source of this 3083-nucleotide messenger RNA. RefSeq names its product trafficking protein particle complex subunit 9 (gene trappc9). The transcript has 20 exons. The coding region runs from base 78 to 3047 and encodes 989 amino acids. NCBI's taxonomy places the organism in Eukaryota, Metazoa, Chordata, Actinopteri, Lampriformes, Lampridae. The record is from RefSeq and is a predicted model, not a curated record. Gene Ontology annotation, cellular component: trans-Golgi network.
ACGAAGAAAAAGAAGGAAGGCACAAUUUGACAGCUCUCUGCCAAGGUAGCAAGAGUGCUACAAAUCCACACGAGGAGAUGAGUGUCCCAGACUACAUGCAGUGUGCUGAGGACCACCAAACAGUCCUGGUGGUGGUCCAGCCGGUGGGCAUCGUCCCAGAGGACCAGUUCUUCAGAAUCUACAAGCGCGUUGCCAGUGUCAGCCAGGUCAGCGUCAGGGACUCGCAGCGUCUCCUCUACAUCCGCUACAGGCACCACUACCUGCCUGAAAACAACGAGUGGGGUGACUUCCAGACACACCGCAAAGUGGUGGGCCUCAUUGCUGUGACGACCUGCAACUCGGUCAAAGAGUGGCCCCAGACUGCGGACCGCUUCCACGCGCAGAAGGAGGUGUAUGGCUCCACGCUCUACGACUCGCGCCUGCUGGUGUUUGGGCUCCAGGGUGAGAUAGCUGAGCAGCAGCGCACGGACGUGGCCUUCUACACCGGCUACGACGAGUGCCCAGAUGUGGAGAAGAGGGUGGAGGAUUUUGUCGAGUCCAUCUUUAUUGUUCUCGAGUCCAAGCGUCUCGAUCGGGCCACUGACAAAUCCGGGGAUAAGAUCCCGCUGCUUUGUGUGCCUUUUGAAAAGAAGGACUUUGUGGGUCUGGACACUGACAGCAGGCAUUAUAAAAAGCGAUGCCAGGGCCGCAUGAGGAAGCACGUUGGGGACCUGUGUCUCCAGGCAGGCAUGCUGCAGGACGCUCUGGUUCACUACCACAUGGCCGUGGAGCUACUGAGGGGGGUGAAUGACUUCCUUUGGCUCGGUGCUGCCUUAGAAGGCUUGUGUUCAGCUUCGGUUAUAUUCCACUACCCUGGCGGCACAGCAGGCAAGGCGGCGGGACGCAAACCCAACGUUUCCCAGCCAGCCGACACUGGGAAACGCCACAGACCAGGUGCCCUUACCGCCAAUGGAAUCAGUGCAGACACCAGCACUGAGAUUGGACGAGCCAAGAACUGUCUCAGUCCAGAAGACAUCAUUGAGAAAUACAAAGAGGCCAUCUCCUACUAUGGCAAGUACAAGAACGCCGGCGUGAUUGAGCUGGAGGCCUGUGUGAAGGCGGUCAGGGUGCUGGCCAUCCAGAAGAGGGCCAUGGAGGCCUCCGAGUUUCUACAGAACGCCGUGUACAUCAACCUGGGACAGCUGUCAGAGGAGGAGAAGAUCCAGCGUUACAGCAUUCUGUCGGAGCUGUACGAUCUGAUUGGCUUUCACCGCAAGUCCGCCUUUUUUAAGCGUGUGGCGGCGAUGCAGUGUGUGGCUCCCACCAUCCCAGAGCCUGGCUGGAGGGCUUGCUACAAGCUGCUGUUGGAGACACUGCCUGGAUACAGCCUCUCCCUGGACCCCAAGGACUUCAACAAAGGCACCCACCGUGGCUGGGCUGCGGUACAGAUGCGUCUGCUGCAUGAGCUGGUGUAUGCCUCGCGUCGUAUGGGGAACCCUGGCCUCUCUGUACGCCACCUGUCCUUCCUCCUGCAGACCAUGCUCGACUUCCUUUCAGAUCAAGAGAAAAAAGAGGUCACCCAGAGUCUGGAGAACUACACCUCCAAGUGUCCGGGUGGGAUGGAGUUCAUCACUCUUCCUGAUGGGGUGAAGCUCCCUCCCGUGCCAUUCACCAAGCUCCCCAUCGUGCGAUCGGUGAAGCUGCUCAACCUGCCCGUCAGUCUGCGCCCCCACAAAGUGAAAGGCAUGCAGGGGCAGAGCAUGUCCACCGCCAGCCCCUUCAUUUACUCGCCCAUCAUCAUGCACAGCAGAGGAGAGGAGCGCUGCAAGAAGAUCGAUUUCCAGUGGGUUCAAGGAGAUGUCUGUGAGGUGCAGCUCAUGGUCUACAACCCCAUGCCUUUUGAACUACGUGUGGAGAAUAUGGGUUUGCUGAUGUCCGGAGUGGAAUUUGAGUCCCUACCUGCUGCCCUGUCCCUUCCUGCAGAGUCUGGGCUGUACCCCGUCACCCUGGUGGGUGUCCCACGCACAGCAGGCAACAUCACUGUCAACGGCUACCACACCUCAGUGUUUGGCGUGACCAGUGACUGUCUGCUGGAGGGCCUGCCCGGCGUAAAGACCAGCGGCUGUCUGGUGGAAGUUAUCCCUUCCUUACCCCGUCUCCAGCUCAGCACCUCAUUACCACGGUCGGCCCAUACACCUCAGCCCCUUUCCAAAGAGGAGCUGUCAAGUAGCAUCGCCAUCCAGCUGUUCAACGGUGAGAGCCAACAGCUUGCCAUCACCUUGGAGAACAUAGGCACCGAGGACAUUGAGACUCUGGAGGUUAAGUCCAGGAUGGUCAGCACCAAAGAGAAGGUGUUUGGGGAGUUUCUGAGCUGGGAGCUGGACGAGGCCUUGUCUCACCUGCCUUUGAAGCCGGGCCAGUCUGUGACACUCGCUGUCAGCAUCAAAGCCAAGCUGGACUUCUCUGGACAGGAGAACCUGCUUCAGGACCUUAAUGAUGAUGGAAUCAGCGUGACGGGCCUGCCCAUCUCUAGCCCACUGCGCCAGGUCCUCAAACCCCGGGCCGAGACCAAGCCCGUCAGUGGCGACUCUGGCAAGGCCGAAUAUAACCACAUCAAGACUUUGGAGGCAGUGCUGAACUUCAGGUACUCCGGGGGAGCGGGCAAGGUAGAGGGCUACUACAGAGAUGUUUCCCUGGGGGUCCACAUCGACGUGGAGCCUUCUGUGUUCUUUACCAGGGUCAGCACCCUCCCGGCAACCAGUACCCGCCAGUGUCAUCUCCUGCUUGACAUCUUUAACUCCACGGAGCACGAGCUUACCAUCAGUGCAAAGAACAAUCAAGACCUGGUGCUGCAUGCCAGAUGGCGAUCCAAGUGGACAAGUUUGACUUUGAAAGUCUGCCGCAGCCCAACCAGGAGGCUUUGCUCUUCGCCAAUCCCAAACAGCUGGAGGAGGAGCGACAGCACGCCCAGGGCUGUCAGAUCAACAGCAAGCUGGGAAUCUGCUGGAACAUUCCAUCCUUGCGGCGCCAGGGGGAGGCCAGCGUGGAAGGAGUACUUAACCAGCUAGUCCUGGAGCACCUGCAGCUGGCUCCUCUGCAGUGGG